This is a messenger RNA of Zasmidium cellare ATCC 36951, 1596 nucleotides long. RefSeq lists its product as uncharacterized. Gene Ontology annotation, molecular function: carbohydrate:proton symporter activity. NCBI's taxonomy places the organism in Eukaryota, Fungi, Ascomycota, Dothideomycetes, Mycosphaerellales, Mycosphaerellaceae. Gene Ontology annotation, cellular component: membrane. The transcript is spliced from 3 exons. Gene Ontology annotation, biological process: transmembrane transport; carbohydrate transport. The coding region runs from base 1 to 1596 and encodes 531 amino acids. The record is from RefSeq and is a predicted model, not a curated record.
AUGGUUGCCGGUCCAGCUGCAAAUUCGGGAGGAGGAGACGAAAUCUACAAGUCGUUGCCAAACAACUGCCGUCGACAAUGGUUUCGUGACCCAGGACUCCGACGACUGAACAUUGGGAUCUUUCUGACGUUCGCGUCUGCUACCGCCAAUGGAUUCGAUGCAUCGUUGAUGAAUGGCCUACUUGCUAUUCCUCAAUUCACUACGGAUGUAGUCCAAGACUCCAGCACCAAUGUACUCGGCCUCAUGAUCGCGGCUAUCUCGCUCGGUGGGCUUGCGGCGUUAGUCCCAGCUGGCUAUGUCAGCGACACGCUUGGCCGCAAGAUCUGUCUCGCGAUAGGAACAGCAAUAAUGAUUAUCGCGAGCAUUACACAGGCUUUGACGACCGGUCCUUGGGCUUUCCUCGCCACGAAACUGAUUCUGGGUGUUGGCAUCGCCUUUAUCCUCAUCCCAGCGCCAGCCCUCACGACCGAGACGGCACACCCGCGAAGCAGAGGAGCAGUGACAGCAUGUUUCCAGACGGCCUUCUACUGGGGAGCUAUCGUAUCCGCAGCCGCGACCCUCGGCGGUCUCUACAUCUCAUCGAGCUGGUCAUGGCGAAUGCCCAUCAUGCUUCAGAUCUUCUUCCCAGGCCUCCAGAUCAUUGGCUUGAUCCUCAUCCCGGAGUCUCCCCGUUUCCUCGUGGCCAAGGGCAAGAAAGAGCAGGCAUUCAAGAUAUUAUCCAAGUUCCAUGCCAACGGCGAUGACUCUGAUGCAUUGGUUGCAUACGAAUUCGAUGAGAUUUGCGAGGCUAUCCAGCGCGAACAGGACGCAACUACCGGCAGCUCCUGGAAGAUGUUCUUCGCAACUCCCGGUAAUCGACAUCGGCUGUUGAUUUGCUUCCUGGUCGGUAUCAUGAUCCAGUGGGCUGGAAAUGGCAUUGUGUCCUACUAUUUAGCCCCGAUCCUAAAGUCGGUCGGCAUCACAGAUCCAAGUCAACAAGCUCUCAUCAAUCUUGGUCUGCAGAUCUGGAACGCCAUCAUGGCGCUUGGAGGUGCUAUGGCGGCUGAAAGAUUCGGUCGAAGGCCGCUCUGGCUCAUCAGUGCGAUCGGAAUGCUGUUCGCGUUCUCCAUUCUGACAGCACUCUCUGCUGUCUAUGCUGAAAAGGGAGAUCAAGCUGCAGGCAAAGCGGUCAUUGCCAUGCUCUUCAUCUUCUUUGGCUUCUACGACAUUGCCUUCACACCGCUCAGCUUCGCCUAUCCAGUGGAAAUCCUCCCAUACAAGCUGCGCACCCGCGGCUUGAGCGUUACACUCACGACGGUCUUCGGCGCUGGCUUCUUCAACCAAUACGUGAAUCCCAUCGCACUCGAAAAGUUGGCCUGGAAGUUCUACUUUGUGUACAUCGGCUGUCUCGUGGUGUUCAUCGUGCUCAUUUACCUGUUAUUUCCAGAGACGAAAGGCCGGUCCUUGGAAGAGAUCGCGGAGGUGUUUGAUGGUCCUGUGGCCGAGACGGAGGCACAUCGAUCCGCCAGCGUUGCGUUAUCGAUUGCCACAGAAGGCGAUUUGAAGGGCAGGGUGCUGGAAGAGAAGGUUGUGGCAGCGCACCAUGAGGAAGUAUAG